Molecule: messenger RNA, 4616 nt
Organism: Bactrocera neohumeralis
Lineage: Eukaryota; Metazoa; Arthropoda; Insecta; Diptera; Tephritidae
Gene: Pfas
Product: phosphoribosylformylglycinamidine synthase
Exons: 7
Coding region: 443-4507 (1354 amino acids)
Biological process (GO): DNA integration; 'de novo' IMP biosynthetic process
Molecular function (GO): zinc ion binding; nucleic acid binding; phosphoribosylformylglycinamidine synthase activity
Source: RefSeq, a predicted model, not a curated record
CCUGAAUUUAAUUUAUUUUGUAUGCAAUUGCCAAGUUAUAAUGAAAAUAUUUUCAUUAAUUUGUUAUCAGCAUUGAUCUUUUAAAUUAAAUCGUAUCAUAAGCGAAAUAUGAAAAUAAGGUAUUGAUAAUCGCUGGACUGACAUACAAUUUUAGUCCUCUGUAUUUGUUUUGCUUAUUGCUGAUAACCUCUGAAGAAAAAUAUUACAACCUAACCAUACCAUAUGUGUAUGUAUAUAUGUAUAUACAUAUGUAUAAUAACAUAGUUUAAUAUUGCGAAGUGCAGACCACGGUAGAGGAGGUGCAGACAUAAAUUUAUAUUUAAUUGCCAGUUGCUGUUAAACAACGCUGCAUAAGGGUAUCGUUCUAUUCACUUAAGUUACCGCUUGAUUCGUUUAUUCCACACGUGUCAUUAAGAAAAAUAUUGACUGGGUGAUUAUCGCCAUGCCGAUUUUACGCUAUUUCUCCUCGAACACAUGGAGCGACUCGCAUAAGUCGAGAUUACUGAAACAACUGCAACAAAUAUCUGGCAAUAUUUCAUCAUUAGAAGUUGAAAAAUGUUAUCAUGUGGAAUAUACUUCUCAUAUUGGGAUUGAUACAAAAAAUAUAUAUUUAUUACGCUGGUUACUUAAAGAUCCACAGGCUAAUAUAUCUUCGUUGAAUGACAAAAGCCUUUUGGUAACCCCUCCUCAGGCGUUUCUCAUUGAAAUUGGCCCGCGCUUUAAUUUUUCUACUGCAUUCUCAACCAAUUGUGUGAAUAUAUGUCAAAAUGUUGGCUUAAAAAAUAUAGUACGCAUAGAGAUGUCAACGCGCUAUCUUAUUGGAUUUAAUUCAACUCAAUUUAUGACACAAACAAUAAAAUCAGAACUUAUUGAUUUCCUUGGGGAUCGCAUGACCGAAUGUGAAUAUACUAAAAAAAAUUUACCAUUAAAUAGUUUUAGUGAACAGCUUCCGAAAUGUCAUGAGCCUUGGUAUCAGGUACCUCUUUUAACAGUUGGGCGACCAGCUCUGGAGAAAGUGAAUUUUCAAUUAGGCCUUGCGUUUAGCGACUGGGAUAUGGAUUACUACACGUAUCUUUUUCAAAAGGUUCUAAAACGGGAUCCGUCUACUGUGGAACUCUUUGAUUGUGCUCAAAGCAACAGCGAACAUUCCCGCCACUGGUUUUUUCGAGGCAAGAUGUUAGUAGACGGACAACAAAAGCCCGAGUCCUUAAUAAAAAUGAUAAUGAAUACUCAAAAAUAUAGUAAUACUAAUAACACUAUAAAAUUCAGCGACAACAGUAGUGCAAUGCAUGGCUUUAAGCAUAAAUCAAUACGACCACAAAAAUGUUAUGAGCCCAGCUGUGUUAAAUUGGUAAAAACUGAGUCAGACUUAAUUUUCACAGCAGAAACGCACAAUAUGCCGACAGCAGUUGCUCCUUUUAGUGGAGCUACCACAGGUACAGGUGGUAGAUUGAGGGAUGUUCAAGGUGUGGGACGUGGCGGUAUACCUAUAGCUGGCACUGCUGGUUAUUGCGUUGGUUGUUUAAAUAUUCCAGGAUAUACACAAACAUACGAGAAUAAUGAUUUUGAAUAUCCAUCAUCGUUCGCCAAGCCACUUAAAGUUUUAAUUGAGGCAAGCAAUGGUGCAUCCGAUUACGGCAAUAAAUUUGGCGAGCCUGUAAUUGCUGGUUUCGCUAUUUCUUAUGGUCUUGAGAAUCGAGUUGGUGAACGCCAAGAAUAUGUUAAGCCAAUCAUGUUUAGCGGUGGUAUGGGCAUAAUGGACUCAACAAUGCGUCAAAAAGUUGAUCCAAAAAGAGGAAUGUUACUAGUUAAAAUAGGCGGACCAGUAUAUCGUAUUGGUGUAGGAGGUGGUGCUGCGAGUUCUGUAGAAGUACAAGGAUCCAGUAAUUCCGAUGUAGACUUCAAUGCUGUUCAGCGUGGUGAUGCCGAAAUGGAAAAUAAGCUUAAUCGAGUUGUACGCGCCUGCAUAGAAAUGGGCGAUAACAAUCCAAUAUUAGCCAUACAUGACCAGGGUGCUGGCGGUAAUGGCAAUGUUUUAAAGGAGCUAGUAGAGCCUGGUUUCGCGGGAGCAGUAAUAUUUUCGAAAGAAUUUCAAUUGGGUGAUCCCACCAUAAAUGCUCUAGAGUUGUGGGGUGCAGAAUAUCAAGAAAACAAUGCACUAAUUUGCAAGCCUGAACAUCGUAAGAUCUUGGAAGAUAUUUGUUCACGGGAGCGUUGCCCAAUCAGUUUUGUUGGUGUUGUUACCGGAAAUGGAAAAGUGACAUUAGUUGAAAGUCAGGCUGAUUUUGAACGCGCUUUGGAGUUGGAGGAGAAUUUAAAUUUAUUGGGUGCUAUACCCUUUGAUCUUGAACUGAAACAUGUACUUGGCGAUAUGCCGCAAAGGGAAUACAAAUUGGACCGUAUUUCAGAAAAACUAAAACCAUUAUCACUAAACUCAGAUUUCAAUAAUUCCGAAUGCUUGAAAACCGUGCUAAGUCAAUUAUCUGUAGGAAGUAAAAGAUUCCUUACCAAUAAGGUUGAUCGAUGCGUUACCGGUCUAGUCGCGCAGCAGCAGUGUGUAGGGCCGUUACACACUCCUUUAGCCGACUACGGCUUAACUGCAAUUUCUUAUUUUGGAAAAAAAGGCAUAGCUACGUCCAUCGGUACUCAACCUAUAAAAGGUAUCCUUAGCUCUUCUGCAAUGGCACGUAUGUGCGUAGCCGAAGCAAUAUCCAAUUUAGUUUUUGUAAAAAUCACGGAAUUAGCAGAUGUUAAGUGCUCUGGAAACUGGAUGUGGCCUGCGAAAUUACCUGGAGAAGGUGCCCGUUUAUAUGACGCUUGCAAAGAAAUGUGUCAGAUGAUGAAGGAACUGCAUAUUGCAGUUGAUGGCGGAAAGGAUUCACUAUCUAUGGCUGCAAAAGUUAACGACGAAACUGUAAAAUCUCCAGGCACACUUGUAAUUUCUACUUACGUACCGUGUCCAGACAUUACCGUGAAGAUAACUCCAGAUCUUAAGGGCCCUUCUUUAGGAGAGCAAACAGCCCUUGUAUGGAUAAACAUCGAAGGGAAGUUUCGAUUGGGUGGAUCCGCAUUAGCCCUUGCGUUUUCACAGCAAGGCGACGAGUGCCCGACAGUUUUGCAAAGUGACAUUCUUGUUAAAGCUUUCACCACUACACAAAAUUUAAUACAGCAGGGAAAACUUUUAGCUGGGCACGAUAUUAGUGAUGGUGGGCUCAUUACAUGUCUAUUGGAAAUGGCAUUCGGAGGAUUAUGUGGAUUUCAAAUUGACUUAACCAAUGUAAUGAAGAUAUUAAAUACUGCUCAUAUUGAUAAAGCAGCAAAAUUAAUUGGUAAACCAGAAGUGGCUGUUUUGUAUGCUGAAGAAUGUGGUUGGGUUAUUGAGGUGCCAAUGAAAUUACUGUCGGAAGUUCAAAAUAUCUACACGAAUAAUGGGGUUCCAAACUAUUAUUUAGGUUUAACAAGUGGUCUUGGUCUCAAUUCGACCUUAAUUAUAAAAAAUCAUUCCGAAACCAUUCUUCAUAACGAUGUUAAAACUCUUUUUAAACAAUGGGAAAGAACAAGUUUUGAAAUAGAAAAACUGCAAUCCAAUCCAGAUUGCGCUUUGGAAGAAUAUAAUUCUUUGAAUUAUCGCUCUGCUCCUAAAUAUUAUUGUAGUCUCGACUUAAAUGCUGAAAUAAGUGCACUUCGGGCCACAAAAGUUGUAAGCGUUGCCGUUAUUCGCGAGGAGGGCAUCAAUAGCGAUAGAGAAAUUAUGGCAUCCCUAAUCAAAGCCAAUUUUGAAGUUCAUGACGUUACCAUGUCCGAUCUGUUGUGCGGAAGAACUUAUUUGGAUCGAUACCGUGGCAUCAUAUUCCCUGGAGGCUUUAGUUAUGCCGAUACUUUGGGUUCUGCCAAAGGUUGGGCCGCCAAUAUUAUGUUUAGCGACUUACUUUCUCCGCAGUUUGAAGCAUUCAAACGACGCCAGGAUGUCUUUUCGUUGGGAGUGUGUAAUGGCUGUCAACUCAUGGCCUUAAUCGGGUGGGUUGGCAAUGUUAGCAUGCUUAAUGGACACGUAAUUGACGUGCCGGAAGUUGCGGUUCUUCACAAUAAAUCGGAACGCUUUGAAUGUCGGUGGACAACAAUACGGGUUGAAGAUAGUAAUUCAAUAAUGUUGAAUAAAUUAAAAGGUUCCAUUUUGGGUUGUUGGAUAUCACAUGGUGAAGGCAGAUUUUCGUUCCGUACUACAGAAAUUUUGAAUUCAUUAAAAUCAAAUCGAUGUGUUGCCAUAAAAUAUGCGGAUGACAAAGGGAACGCUACUGAAGCAUAUCCAAUGAAUCCCAAUGGAAGUGUUGAUGGAAUUGCAGGCCUAUGUUCAGAGGACGGGCGUCAUUUAGCCCUCAUGCCACAUCCCGAACGAUGUACCGCCAUGUUUCAAUGGCCUUAUGUUCCAGCUGACUUUAAAAUUAAUUCCUUAGAAAGCCCAUGGCAAAUCAUGUUUAACUCAGCCUAUGAAUGGUGCACUAAAUAACCAAUGGUUUAUAUUCGUUCCAAUUUGGUUUUUUUUAAUAUCUAUAUUAUACUUGUAUUACAAAUAAAAGCGAUUUUUAUUCCAAUUCCGAUGAAGCCCUUAAACAUAA